AUGGAAUCGCUGCUUAUAUAUGUAAUGAUUUUACUUUUGAAUGUGUUUGAAUUUUCAUCAGGAAUAAUGUAUAAUAAACGUGAGAAGGAGAACCACUUUGCUUGUUCCAGUGAAGAGGUCCCCAGAGACAAUCAAAUAAUCAAGUUGUUUCUUUCCAUGGACAGUUUGAAAGUCUACUGUUCAAUCCGACAUGAAAACAAAGAUACUUCACGGGCAUUUUUGAGUGUAUUUACAUCAGGAGGUCUUGCUCCCAAACUGAUAAUUUCUAACAGUACAUACCAUGAUGACUUCCACUUUAACUUAUCUCUGUUCAACAAUCAGACUUUCUGGUUCGUUGAUAUUCCUAGAGAAAGCAUCACAGUAAACACAGACAUUGUGGCUGUAGAAGAAUGGAUAAUAAAGGUCACAAUGCAUAAAGGAUUAAACAUUUAUGAUACUGAAGGGACCCUACUGGAUCUUGUCCGAGAGCCUAUUCUGCAGUGGACUCUUGGAUCUGAAGUAAAUAAUUCACAGCUCAAAAGUUUGUUUCCACAUGUGCUAGACAUCAAAGUGGCAAAGUGCCCCUGUGCCAAUGAUGUGGCAUUAUUUGGCUUUAUUUUGAACUCGACAUUUAAUGGUGUUUACAUAGGCAAAACCAUUUCUGGAUUUAGGAACUAUAAUGAAACCAAAUGGCAUGACCUGACAGAUAUCAUCUAUUCACAACUUAAAGAUGAACACCAAGGGCUUACAAUAAUAGAUAUGGUUUUAACAAAUCAUUUUUUAGUCAUCCUCACCUCUUUGGGUCUUUAUGUAAGUAGUGAUCUUCGUUAUCCAGUCGCUCCACAAAUACAGCUUUCAAGAGCAGACUUUUGUGGUUUUGAAUGGGUUGACUAUAUCAAAGGAAAACUGUGGUAUAAUGAAAAAUGUUUUGCAAACAGAGAAAGUUUUGAAGUUGAUUAUGUUACUAUCACUUUCGACAGAAACAGGACCCUAAGUGAGUCCAGUUCUUGUUUUUAUAGUAAAGAACCAUUUCUUCAUUGGUUGCCUUGCUUACAUUCUACUUUUAAAAGUGCAAAAUUUCUUCCACAUGUGAUAACAUUUCUUAUUGACCAAGAAACUAAAACUGGAAUUUAUCUCUUCCAUAAUCGGAAUUCCAAAAGAACCUAUGUCUCUGUGUCAGUGCUCAAGGAUGAGAUACCAAAUACUCAACCAAAAUUUCCAAAUUUCUAUUUUCCCUCCUCAUUCUCUAAACCAGUUGGAAUGGUGUUCCAUCCCCGAAGCCACUUUCUGUAUGUUUAUGGCAAUCAGGUAUGGCUUUCAAUGGAUGGUGGCAAUACUUUUGAAUUCAUGUGUGACUUUCUAAAUAACUAUGUAAGGAAGACAGCUCAUAGUUUUUAUACUUCAGCUAUAUCUUUGAUUACAAACAGUGGAAAGAUUUACAUGACAAAGGCAGGAUUAACAAGAUACACUAACAGUGGAAAAAUUCUUGAUAAUAUUUUCACAAUAUACUAUGAUCACUUGGGAUUCAUACACAAACUGACUCCAGAACGCUUUGACACUGAUUUAUCACGUUCAGUCUCUGGAACGUCUAAUAUUUUUGGAACGCCACCUGAUUUGGGAUUUGAUACUGCACUAGCUCCACAGUAUCUCUCCCCCAAUGAAAUGAUUUUCUUUGCUUAUGUACCGCUGACUGACCCUAACAGCAAGCUAUACAAAAAGAAGUUCAAUAAUAUUCACAUUGGGAAAGUGAUAAACUACAGUAAAAAUGGAAAUGCUUACAUCCAAAAAUUGCUAGUACAUACCAAUGGUCCUUUGGGAUUUCAUACCUCGGUUCUCACAGAAAUAAUAGAACCUUUUGGAGUAGAAACAUAUAGUGAAAGUGCUUCUAUAUAUGGUUCUCUUAAAAUUUCAUAUACUGGAAACAUUUUGUAUCACAUUGAAAUUACAACAAGGGGUUCCCAUGCAACAUUUACAGUUAAAGAUGUAGAAAAGACUGUGGUGAGACCUGGCUACAGCAGCUUCCUAAUCACAGAAUUUAGAGAUCUAAAGAAUGUUUUAUCUCUGGCUACUAUGCCUCAGAAAAUAAAAUCACCUUUGCUAUUCCCAGCAAGUACUUGGUUCUUAUAUGACUUUGGCUCAACUAAAGGACGAAAAUGGACCAUAAAUUUAAAACCAUGUAAUUAUUGGGUUCAACAAGAUAAUCAUGAUAUUGUAUCCCUCAACGUUUUGAAGUAUAUUGAUGUGGGAAACAAAGAGAAUUAUGAACUUAAGUUGAUCCCUAAUACAAGAGGUAUGAAACUACUUCAAGUCCCACCAGUCAUUGUGGCUGUUGGAAAUCCAGCCUUACUGGAAGUUAAGAUGGAAGGCUAUUUUGAUGUCACUGAUAGUUACCAUGUGAAUGCUCAUGUAGCUAGCAAAUUUUUCCAUAAAGGUUCCACUUCACUAGCAGUGAUUAUGUGGGAAGCCUCAACUUCAUGCUCUGUAACUACAAUGCUGCCCAUCAUGAAGAGCAGUUGCAGCUACCUCAAGACUCUACACCACAUUCCUGGCAGACAAAUACCACCUGCAGACUGGAUUAGUGGAGUUCACAAGGACAGUCAGGGUUUCAAUAUGAUCAAAACUCUGCCGAUAAACUACAGACCUCCAUCCAAUAUGGGAAUUUCUAUUCCACUCACAGAUAAUAUUUAUCAUGCAGACCCUAGCAAACCCAGACCAAGAGGUCUAUUUCACAAGUCAAAGGUAACAGGCAUAUUCAAGCAGUGUACUAAUGUUUCCAGUCGGGAAAUGUGCAACUGCACAGAACAUCAAAAGUUUUCACAUGCUGUUGCUUUCUCAGACUGCAAAGAAAAGGUUCAUCGUUUCAAGUUUCCAGUCACACAAUACCCAGUUGCUUUGGAAAUUUUCACUGAAAGCGAAAAAUUCUCUGUGGAACCUCCAUAUUUGGUUACCAUGACCGAAGUGAAUAUGAGGCAAAACUGGCAACUAAAACACAAUAUGCCAGAAAACAUUAAGAAAAUGAAGGAUUACUUAGAGCCAUUGCUUAAGACUCCAGUGUAUAAUCCUUUAGGUCUCAACAUAAGUAUAAUGGGCUCUGAGCUGUUUCACUUCAAGGUGUCUGUGGUUCCUGGGGUCAGCUUUUGUAACUUAGAAGAAGAAUUUCAGAUUUAUGUCGACGAAGUACCAUUGCCUUUUCCAGGACAUAUGCUAAUUGCUGUUGCAACAUCUGUAGUGCUAGGGGGAUUAAUUUUUGUAGCAUUUAUGUUCCAACUGCGUAACAUCCACCCAUUGAGAGCAUUCUGGAGAUAUGUUAGAGGAAAUAUUGCAAACUCUUCAACUAUAAGUAUCAACUUGAAGGGAAAGUCUGGAUAG
Onychomys torridus (southern grasshopper mouse) is the source of this 3348-nucleotide messenger RNA. It is a transcript of the gene Catsperb, whose product is annotated as cation channel sperm associated auxiliary subunit beta. The record is from RefSeq and is a predicted model, not a curated record. Gene Ontology annotation, cellular component: CatSper complex; cilium. The coding region runs from base 1 to 3348 and encodes 1115 amino acids. The transcript is spliced from 26 exons. NCBI's taxonomy places the organism in Eukaryota, Metazoa, Chordata, Mammalia, Rodentia, Cricetidae.